UUUCUUUUAUGGGCUUUUCCUAUUUCUUGUAAAAAUACAUUACAAAAUCCAAAAAAAAUAGCUUAAACUUUUUGGGUAAAAAGGAUUUGGGGUUUUAAGUAUAAAGAUAAAAUCUUUAGCUACACAAACUUUUCUGGGUCAAUUGUUUGUUGUUUCACUCAAUUAAUGCAAAUGUACAUUAGAAGCUCUAUUUUGCUUCAUUUAUCUUGCACUCGCUCAACCUGAAUGUUCUUUUGAGGUUGCAGAGUUGCUUACAGAUCUGUACUACAUUUAUAGAGCUUCAAAUCUUCUUAAGAUAAAGAAGGGACCCAUUGGAGGAGAUGCAUUGUUGAAGCUGAGCUGUGUUUGGUUUGUGGGUUGUGAUUUGUGACCCAGAUUGGUUGAAGCCAUUUCUCGGGUAAUAUAGCUUCAGCCCCUGGAUUGUUUUUUGUAAGGUUUGGAUACUGGUGCUGGUAGUGGGAGCUUAAGAAUCUUUUUCUACUCAAACUUGAAAUUUAGUUAGCCGGGGGUUAGUAUGGAGUUUUUUAGACUUUUAGUGGUGACAUGUGUUCUAGUAUCUGCAAUGGGACAGCUUCCUUCACAGGACAUUUUGACUCUAUUAGAAUUUAAGAAAGGAAUUACUCAUGACCCAACAGGUUAUGUAGUUGAUUCAUGGAAUGAGGAGUCUAUUGACUUCAAUGGAUGUCCUGCAUCGUGGAAUGGGAUUGUUUGCAAUGGUGUUAAGGUUGCUGGGGUUGUCCUUGAUAACCUGGGAUUAUCUGCAAAUGUGGAUUUAAGUGUGUUCUCAAACCUCACAAUGCUUGUCAAGCUCUCAAUGGCGAACAAUUCUAUAUCUGGGAAAAUCCCCAACAACAUAGGUGAUUUCAAAGGUCUUGUAUAUCUGGACAUAUCAGAUAAUCUGUUCUUUUCAUCUAUACCACCUGGGAUUGGUGACUUGGGCAGUUUGCAGAACCUAUCUCUAGCUGGCAAUAAUUUUUCUGGCUCAAUCCCAGAUUCAAUUUCUGGGCUUAGUUCAAUCCAAUCUUUGGACUUCAGUCGCAAUUCCUUAUCGGGGGAAUUGCCGUCAUCGUUGAUAGAGUUAACAAAUUUGGUAUAUCUAAAUUUGUCUCUUAAUGGUUUUGAAAAGAAAAUUCCAAAAGGAUUUGAUGCAAUGGUGAAUCUUAAGGUAUUUGACUUGCAUGGCAACUCUUUAGAUGGUAAUCUUGAUGCAGAAUUCCUGCUUCUUACUACUGCAGUGCAUGUUGAUCUGAGUGGUAAUUUGCUUUCGAGUUCUAGUUCUCAAAAGCAGAAGUUUUUACCUGGUCUUUCAGAUACUAUAGAGUACUUAAAUCUUAGUGGUAACCAGCUUACAGGAUCUCUUCUAAGUGGGGGUGAGCCGCAGGUGUUUGAAAACUUAAGAGUCUUGGAUCUAAGUCACAAUGACUUAUCUGGAGAAUUGCCUGGAUUUAAUUUUGUUUAUGAACUCCAGGUCCUGAAGCUCAGCAACAAUAAAUUUUCUGGGUUCAUUCCCAACGACCUCCUUAAAGGAGAUUCAUCAGUGUUGACUGAAUUGGAUUUGAGUGGCAACAACCUCUCAGGACCAAUAAGCAUGAUUACAGCAACGACUUUGCACACCCUUAACCUCUCCUCAAAUAAACUGUCUGGUGAUCUUCCAUUGUUGACUGGAAAUUGUGCAGUGCUUGAUCUGUCAAAUAAUCUGUUUGAAGGAAAUUUAACCAAACUACUUAAAUGGGGAAACAUUGAAUAUCUUGACCUUAGCGGAAAUCGUUUGACAGGGCCCAUCCCUACGGUUACUGCACAGUUUUUGCGUUUAAAUCACCUCAAUCUCUCACAUAAUUCUUUAAGCAGUUCUCUCCCAAAGGUCAUUACAACUUUCCCGAAACUUACGGUCCUUGAUCUCAGUUAUAACCAAUUAGAUGGUCGUCUUAUACCUACUUUAUUGACAUUUCCUACAUUGCAAGAACUGCAUCUAGAGAACAAUAAACUUUCUGGAAGUGUUGAGUUUCCUGUCUCUUCCUCUGCUGAACCCAGUCUUCAUGUUCUUGACCUAUCUCUUAAUCAACUUAGUGGCUAUUUUCCUGACGGUUUUGGUUCAUUGACUGGACUUCAUGAUCUCAACCUGGCGGGAAAUAAUUUCUCAGGUUCACUACCAACCUCCAUUGGUGACAUCAGCUCCCUUAGCUCUUUAGACAUCUCCCAAAAUCAUUUCACUGGUCCUCUGCCAAAGAACUUCCCUGAUAGUUUAGAACAUUUUAAUGCAUCAUACAAUGACCUCUCUGGAGUUGUCCCAGAAAAUUUGAGAAAAUUUCCAUCUUCAUCCUUCUUCCCUGGAAAUUCUGAUUUACAAUUUCCCAAUCCUCCUCCUGGAUCAACUCCCACUGAAGCUGGACAUCACCACAAGAAACCAAUUAAAAAAAUUGUCAAAGUGUUGGUGAUAAUUGCUUGUGUUAUUGCUGUCAUAUUUUUUAUCCUGCUUGCCGUUUUAAUUCAUUACAUGCGCAUUCGGAAAACCCGUCAGCAAAGUGUUACAAGCAAAGACAUCCACAGGCAGGUCCAACAUAAUCCAUCUGGCAUGGGUGCAAGAGUUGGCGGAGGUGGUCUGGUAGUUUCAGCGGAGGACCUUAUGACAUCACAUAAAGGAUCGUCUUCUGAAAUAAUUAGUCCUGAUGAAAAAAUGGCAGUAAUAACUGGAUUCUCACCCUCUAAGAACAGUCAUUUCUCGUGGUCACCAGAGUCUGGAGACUCAUAUACUGCUGAUCUGUCUAGAUUAGAUGUAAGAUCACCAGAUCGUCUGGGUGGCGAGCUGUAUUUUCUUGAUGAUACAAUUUCUUUCUCACCUGAAGAACUAUCAAGGGCCCCAGCAGAAGUAUUGGGAAGAAGCAGCCAUGGGACUUCUUACAGGGCAACACUGGAUAAUGGGGUCUUUUUGACUGUGAAGUGGUUGAGAGAAGGAGUGGCAAAGCAGCGGAAGGAUUUUGCGAAGGAGGCUAAGAAAUUUUCUAAUAUUAGACAUCCUAACGUGGUUGGCUUGAGAGGUUAUUAUUGGGGGCCUACACAGCAUGAGAAGCUCAUUCUUUCAGAUUAUAUAUCACCAGGAAGUCUUUCAAGUUUUCUUUAUGAUCGUCCGGGAAGAAAAGGCCCCCCACUAACCUGGGCUCAGAGACUCAAAAUUGCAGUUGAUGUUGCACGUGGCCUGAAUUAUCUCCAUUUUGACCGUGCUGUUCCACAUGGAAACCUUAAAGCAACUAAUGUACUCUUAGAUGGUCCAGAUCUCAAUGCACGUGUUGCUGAUUACUGCCUCCACCGCCUCAUGACUCAAGCAGGCACUAUCGAACAAAUUCUUGAUGCUGGGGUUCUUGGUUAUCGUGCACCCGAGUUGGCUGCUUCCAAAAAGCCAUUGCCUUCUUUCAAGUCAGAUGUUUAUGCAUUUGGAGUGAUUUUAAUGGAGCUUUUGACUGGGAAGUGUGCUGGUGAUGUGGUUUCUGGUGAUGGUGGUGGGGUUGAUUUAACAGACUGGGUGCGGCUAAGGGUAACAGAAGGUCGUGGUUCAGAUUGCUUUGAUGCUGCGUUGGCUCCAGAACUGAUAAAUCCAGCUUCAGAAAAAGGGUCAAAGGAAGUUCUUGGCAUAGCUCUGAGAUGCAUACGGUCUGUAUCUGAGAGACCAGGAAUCAAGACCAUAUACGAAGAUCUUUCGUCCAUAUAGACAGUUUAGUUUGUGUUGAACUCAUUUUAUUUAUGCCGGGAAGGAAUCAAUAGUUCAUUGGCUUCCCCUUUGUGGUAAAAUUAGUCUGGUCACUGGUGUUCUAGUCGAAUUAGUUUUUUUUUCAUUACUAGUCAUUUUGUAAAGUUGGGGAAUAUGUUUAUUUAGCUUCCUCCAUUUUGCCGAUAGUCUGUCA
Daucus carota subsp. sativus is the source of this 3896-nucleotide messenger RNA. RefSeq names its product LRR receptor-like serine/threonine-protein kinase GHR1. The transcript is spliced from 4 exons. Bases 515 to 3703 code for a protein of 1062 amino acids. The record is from RefSeq and is a predicted model, not a curated record. Gene Ontology annotation, molecular function: protein kinase activity; protein binding; ATP binding. Lineage: Eukaryota; Viridiplantae; Streptophyta; Magnoliopsida; Apiales; Apiaceae. Gene Ontology annotation, biological process: protein phosphorylation.